Messenger RNA from Lathyrus oleraceus (garden pea), 660 nucleotides. RefSeq names its product non-specific lipid-transfer protein 1. Gene Ontology annotation, molecular function: lipid binding. The record is from RefSeq and is a predicted model, not a curated record. Gene Ontology annotation, biological process: lipid transport. The coding region runs from base 56 to 418 and encodes 120 amino acids. NCBI's taxonomy places the organism in Eukaryota, Viridiplantae, Streptophyta, Magnoliopsida, Fabales, Fabaceae. The transcript is spliced from 2 exons.
CAACAAAGCAAAAGCAAAAAAUAAUUUCUAUUUCAAUCCAUUCCCUAGAGUAGCAAUGGCGAGCUUGAAACUCACAUGUGUGGUUGCACUUGCACUGCUGUGCAUGGUGGUUAUCACUGCACCAACGGCAGUGACUUCAACCUCAUGCAUUAAGGUAAGUGCUUACCUUACUCCAUGCCUUUCUUAUCUUAGGGGUGGUAGCGGUCCCUCAAAACUAUGCUGUUAUGGAGCAAAGAAGCUUAACGGGACGGCCGGCACUACCGCCGACCGUCAGGCUACCUGCAAGUGCUUGAAAAGUGCUGCUGGUUUCGUUUCUGGUUUGAAUGACACCAACGCCGGAACUCUCUCUGCUAAAUGUGAUCUUAACCUUCCCUACAAGUUUGGCCCUGAUACCGAUUGUACCAGCAUCACGCUCUAAAGAGUGUGUAUGAGAGGAGAGGAAGAAGCAGGUAGCAUGGCAGUUCUUUCUACCUCAGUAUUACCAGCACUAGCUGUAUGAUUAAAUAAAUGAAGAGCAAUGAAGGCUCAACCUAUGUUUUUAUCAUACUUUCGUGUGUAAUUAUAAUUGUGGUGUGCAAUGAGUUAUUUCCCAGUUUGUUUGUGGUAUUGGUAUAUGUAAUAAAGACAUAUGAUAUAUUAUUCCAUGCUAUAUUUAUUGUU